AACUGGCAGCAGCCACCAGCAGAAAAGUAAAGUUCCAUCCUCACCACAGUUUCUGCUCAGAGAGAGAGAGAGAGAACCUUCGUUUGAAGGAUGGUGGAGACACUUUUGGAGGAUAUAUUUCGGGUGGAGCGUCUGGACCCAGAUGGUAAAAAGUUCGAUAAAGUUUCUCGCAUUGAAGCAAUCAGUGAGCAGCUUGAAAUGUACAUGCAGCUAGAUGUGAACAUAGACAUAUAUCCUCUUCAUGUUGGGGAGAAAUUCUUGAUGGUAUUAGCAUCUACUCUGAAUUUGGAUGGAACACCUGAUAGUGGUUAUUUUACUCAGGGCGGAAGGAAAUCGCUUGCAGAUAAGUUUGAAUAUGUCAUGCAGGGGAAGUCAUAUAGGAUCUCAGAUGCUUCAGGACCUGAUAAUAAAGUGGAGAUUUGUGCUUCAUUCGGAGGGCUUCUGAUGCUGUUGAAAGCAGAUCCAAGCGAUGCACAGAAGCUGGAGCUUGACCAGAGGUUGUUUAUCCUCAUCAGGAAGGUUUAAAACUCGAAUAUGAAUCAUGAAAUUCAGCUUCCCCUUAGUUUGGGCUCAAUGAACAUGGAUUUUUAGAUGCCUUUGGAGUUUCUGAAGUUUGGCUAUAACUGUUAAGACCUGUAGCAUAACAACAUCUCCAGAUGUUUAUCUUGGUUGUUCUUGAACAUAUCUUGUUUUUAUAGACUGUGAGAUAGAUGUACAUUGAAGGAUAGUAACUACGGUUUGCUUGCAAAAAAAGAAGAAAGAAACGAGAAAAAAGAUGGAUAGAAGAUUUAACACACUUAACACACAUUCGCAUCAA
Molecule: messenger RNA, 817 nt
Organism: Diospyros lotus (date-plum)
Lineage: Eukaryota; Viridiplantae; Streptophyta; Magnoliopsida; Ericales; Ebenaceae
Product: DNA-directed RNA polymerases II and V subunit 8A-like
Exons: 4
Coding region: 91-525 (144 amino acids)
Biological process (GO): DNA-templated transcription
Cellular component (GO): RNA polymerase III complex; RNA polymerase II, core complex; RNA polymerase I complex
Molecular function (GO): DNA-directed RNA polymerase activity
Source: RefSeq, a predicted model, not a curated record